AUGUUAGCUCGUGGAAAGCUUAAAAUCAAACCUAAUCUUUCGAAAGCAGCUAAAACUCAAAAGAAAACUGAGCCUCCUGCAGAAACUCCUUCCCAAGAACCUGCAAAAGCGCCUUUAGAAGCAUCAUCUGAAGUCACGAGUAUUGCUGAAGAGAAAACGUUUUUAAGUCCUCUUAAGAAAGAAGUUCCUUCUGUAGAUGCAAAUUAUACCUUAGAAGUUAAAGAAUCAUUUGCAAUCCCUAUUGAUCAAACUCUACAAGUUCAAACUCCUAUAGCUAACGAUGUAAUCGAAAUAUUAUCUCCUAGAAGAAGAGUAGCUCCAAUAAUAAAUGAGAAUAACAUUCCUCGAGCAAGGUUAACCUCAACUUGUGAAACAGCUAGACCUCAAAAUAAAAAGAAGAAGUUCAGUGGCGAUGAAGUAUUAGACACAAAGAAAAUGCGAAUGAUGGAUAUGAUUUAUUGGAAUCCCAAGAAUGAAAAAGCGCUCCUUAGGAAAAAGGAAGCCACAGAUGUUAUAUUAACCCCAUUGGAUAAGCCACCUGUGCCGACCGUAAGCAGUCCUACGAAAACUUCUGCUCCACAAGUAAAAGUUGGGCCGGAUGGCAAGCUUGUUCUGGAUGAAUCUAGUUUGUAUGUAGCUGAAACUCAGCAAGAUGUCUCCAUGUGGGAAACCAUAGACGAUGAUCGUCUCUCUCGGAAAGUAACUUCUUUGUCGUUUCGUAAUCGUUUGUGGAGAAAGGGAACAGCUUGGACGAAGAAGGAAGAUGAACUGUUUUAUGAACUUUUACGGUGUACGGGUACAGACUUCGGUUUGAUGCAUCAGUUUUUCCCUAGUAGAGCUCGAAAUGAAUUGAAAAGUAAAUUUAAUCGUGAAGAACGAACUAAUUGGGAAAAGAUGAAAGAGGUUAUGAGUCUUCCCGCGGUUUUCGAUGAAUCAUUGCGUGAUAGAGCCGAAGCGCUAGCCAGAGAAAUUGAAAAAGAAGCAGAUGAGAAGAAGCGGAAAAAAGAAAAGGGAUUCAGAGUUCAUAAACGAGAAAAGUCUGUUGCAUCGGAAGAAUGGGAUGAAUCGACAGCCAAUUUAGUCGUGGAAGCAGAACAAAUUAUUACAGAUCUCCAACGGCGAGAACCAUUAGAAUCUGUAGAGAAUAAUAAUUCUGACGCUGCUGGCGGAGCUAAUGAUGAUUGCACAGAGAUAACUCCAGCUGAGAACGCUGAACAACAAACAGUGAAAGAAGUAGCUCCUGUUGCUCCCAAAAAAGCUCUCUCUGCUAGUGCAAAACGCAUAUUAGAAGCCACCAAGAGAAUGGUAGAGUCACGAAGAGUAAAGGAUGCACGGCGGAGUACAGUUUUGUCGGUUUAA
Auanema sp. JU1783 is the source of this 1359-nucleotide messenger RNA. NCBI's taxonomy places the organism in Eukaryota, Metazoa, Nematoda, Chromadorea, Rhabditida, Rhabditidae. The record is from the annotation of a GenBank genome assembly.